Messenger RNA from Propithecus coquereli (Coquerel's sifaka), 1260 nucleotides. RefSeq names its product aldo-keto reductase family 1 member C3-like. Gene Ontology annotation, cellular component: cytosol. The transcript has 12 exons. Gene Ontology annotation, biological process: prostaglandin metabolic process; doxorubicin metabolic process; progesterone metabolic process. The record is from RefSeq and is a predicted model, not a curated record. Gene Ontology annotation, molecular function: bile acid binding; androsterone dehydrogenase [NAD(P)+] activity; ketosteroid monooxygenase activity. Bases 1 to 894 code for a protein of 297 amino acids. NCBI's taxonomy places the organism in Eukaryota, Metazoa, Chordata, Mammalia, Primates, Indriidae.
AUGAAAGUCCCUAAGAGUAGGACCGUGGAAGUCACCAAAUGUGCAAUAGAAGCUGGGUUCCGCCAUAUCGAUGCUGCUUAUUUAUAUGAAAACGAAGAGCAGGUUGGACUGGCCAUCCGCAGCAAGAUUGCAGAUGGCUCUGUGAGGAGAGAGGACAUCUUCUACACGUCAAAGCUUUGGUCCACUUUCCAUCGACCAGAGUUGGUCCAGCCAGCCUUGGAAAGGUCCCUGAAAAAACUCCAGUUGGACUAUGUUGACCUGUACCUUAUUCAUUUUCCAGUGUCUUUAAAGCCAACCGAGGAGGUUUUCUCAAAAGGUGAAGAUGGAAAAAUAUUAUUUGACACGGUGGAUCUCUGUGCCACAUUGGAGGCCAUGGAGAAGUGUAAGGAUGCAGGAUUGGCCAAGUCCAUCGGGGUGUCCAACUUUAACCGCAGGCAGCUGGAGAAGAUCCUGAACAAGCCAGGGCUCAAGUACAAGCCCGUCUGCAACCAGGUAGAAUGUCAUCCGUAUCUCAACCAGAGCAAACUGCUGGAUUUCUGCAAGUCGAAAGACAUUGUUCUGGUUGCCUAUGGUGCUCUGGGAACCCAACGAGUAAAAAAUUGGGUGGACCCGAGCUCCCCAGUUCUCCUGGAAGAUCCGGUUCUUUGUGCCCUGGCCAAAAAGCACAAGCGAACUCCAGCCCUGGUCGCCCUGCGCUACCAGCUGCAGCGUGGGGUUGUGGUCCUGGCCAAGAGCUACAACGAGCAGCGGAUCAGAGAGAACAUACAGGUUUUCGAAUUCCAGUUGACUGCAGAGGACAUGAAAGUCCUAGAUGGCCUAAACAGAAAUCUACGCUAUUUCAACACAGAUACUUUCUCUGACCACCCUAAUUACCCAUUUUUGGAUGAAUAUUAACAUGGAGCCUUCACACUACUUCUACCAGAAGCCGCUGCCUGUGGAGUGGGAUGUGGAAGAUCUGCCUCAGAUCCUGUACAACUCAGAGCAAGGACAGCAAGCUGGGUUUGUGUUUUCAGCAGCUGCAACAUGCCAACAGAAUCCUCUGAUCACUUACUCUGAUGAACAGCUGUGUAUUCCUCGGAGAAACCCUACUCAUGAUGGAAAAGUGUCCUAACAGACCCUGUUGGUGCAGAUCGUUCUGUGCCUACAUCUGAGUCGUUGUGAACCGGACGCUUCCUUACCAGGAUAACAAGCGUUUGUUUCAGCCAGAAGGAUUUCAGCUGGCCCUGGCCAAGGACUGGGAGGGGCCUACUCGUAGGACCG